GGAGCCCUGAAUCUGUGACACCUAUACGGCAUCUCCGGAGACUCUCCCCCUCCUGUCCCCCCCAGCACCAUUCGGAGCCCGGACGCCGGCGACUUUUUAAUGGCUUUUGUGUUCAGAAGAUGGAGGGUCUUACUGGUGCUGAAUGUGCUUGCUGUUGCUGGGUUCAUGACUUUCUGGGCCAAGUGCAACACACGCAGCGUCCAAGCCGCCGGUCCGGAGGCUCCGGCUGACGGGAAGAGGCCCCGGGGCAACGGGACGGCGCAGGGGCCCAGCAUCAGCCAUGAGGUGCUGCUGAAGAGGCUCAGCUCGCUGGAGGACGUGGUGUACAGGCAGUUAAACGGUCUGUCCAAAUCUCUGGGUCUGAUUGAGGGCUUCGGGGGUCGGGGUAAAGGUGGCCUCCCUGCUACACUGUCGCCAGCCGAGGAGAGUGACGCUAAAUACCUGAGGGAGAAGUACGGCUACAACGCCUACCUCAGUGACAGAAUCUCUCUGGAUCGGACCAUACCAGACCACCGGCCCGGCAAAUGCAGAAAGGUCAGCUACCCAAGAGACCUCCCCCAGAUCUCCCUCAUCUUCAUCUUUGUCAACGAGGCUCUGUCGGUGAUCCUGCGCUCAGUCCACUCAGCUGUCAAUCACACUCCGGCUCACUUGCUUAAAGAAAUCAUCCUGGUGGACGACAACAGCGAUGAUGAGCAGCUGAAAGGACCGCUGGAGGAGUACGUAAACAAGCGCUACCCUGGCCUGGUGAAGAUCGUCAGGAACCAGAAGAGAGAGGGACUGAUCCGAGCCAGAAUCGAGGGCUGGAAGGUGGCCACCGCUGAGGUGACAGGAUUUUUUGACGCCCAUGUGGAGUUCACCCCAUCUUGGGCCGAGCCAGUUCUAGCCAGAAUAAAAGAGGACCACAAGAGGAUUAUUCUGCCCUCCAUCGAUAACAUCAGGCAUGACACGUUCGAGGUGGAACGCUAUGAGAACUCAGGCCAUGGCUACAACUGGGAGCUGUGGUGCAUGUACAUCAACCCCCCCAAACAGUGGUGGGAUGAGGGGGACAUAUCCGCUCCCAUCAGGACUCCCGCCAUGAUUGGCUGCUCCUUUGUGGCCAACCGGGACUACUUUGGCGAACUCGGCCUGCUCGACUCGGGCAUGGAUGUCUACGGAGGGGAGAACAUCGAACUGGGCAUCAGGGUGUGGCUCUGUGGAGGCAGUAUGGAGGUGCUGCCUUGUUCCAGGGUGGCUCACAUCGCACGGAUGAAGAAACCCUACCACAGUAACAUAGCUUUCCACACACGGCGUAAUGCUCUACGCGUGGCUGAGGUCUGGAUGGAUGAGUACAAGUCCAAUGUCUACCUGGCCUGGAACAUCCCUGUGGAGAACCACGGUAUUGAUUACGGAGACAUCUCUCAGAGGGUUGCACUGCGGAAGAGUCUGCAGUGUAAAAGCUUUGAGUGGUACCUGGACAACGUUUACCCAGAGAUGAGGAGGUACAACAACACGCUGUUCUACGGCGAGAUUCGGAAUUCUAAAGUGAGCCACCUGUGUAUGGAUCAGGGUAUGAAGGAGAACCACACAGCCACCCUGCACCCCUGCCAUGGAUGGGGUCCUCAGUUGGGACGUUACACCAAAGAGGGCCAGCUGUUCCUGGGCCCCCUGGGCAGCACUGGAGAGGACACUCGCUGUGUGGUGGAUGAUCAGAUCAACAGUUUUCCUCAGCUCCUGAACUGUGACAAGGUGACCAAUGUGAAGCAGAAGACAUGGCAUUUCUCUCAGAAUGAAUCGAUCAUAAAUCGAGCCACAGGACGCUGUCUGGAAGUGGUGCCGGCUAACGUUUACUUCGGCCACCUGCUGGUCCUGCAGCCCUGCUCCGGGCAGAGGUGGGCCAUCAAGAACAUCAUGAAGCAGUAGUCGGCAGGCCAAUUUCAUCGGGACCAAUGACACCAGAGGCCAUUUCCAAGAGGUGUCAGCUGACCUCAGCUUGGCCGAGGGACAACUGAUGAGGCAGAGGCUCCUCGUCUUCUCAAGAAAAAAACUGAGAUGGUUUGCUGUGAACAUCUCAGCGACAGAGGUGAUGUUUUUUUUAUGAACUGGACAUUUACAAUGAUGCAAGUUUAGCAUGAGGACUGUUUCUCUCUCCAUCUGAAUUUGACACACUUUCAAUGUGACGUUGCCAUAAUUCUUGUAUGUGCCACUUCUCUACUGUGUAACAGAGAUUUGAUUAGCCAAAACUGUGUUCUGUCUUAUGAUCGAAAAAAUAAGGUUUCUAUCUUCAUCCUCAAAACGUCUCUGCAUUCUUUCAUUCUGUAUCAUGUUAUGUCUUUUAAGAUGAGUAAAAGAAUAAAAUACCUGGAAUUAAAUUUUCAGUAACAUGCACUGAUCCAAAUACACUGGUAGUUUGUAAUAGACUUCAUCCGUGGUUUCGACAUUUUAGCUUAAGAUACCUGAAGGAGUGCCUACUUAAUGACAGGCAUACAUUUAACAGUUAAUUAAACAUCAAUGCCCAAAACUGAUUUUCAUUUUCUUCUUACAGAAGCCUGUAAAUAUUUAUAAUUUGAAGAACAAGGCAUUAACAAUAAAUAUUACUUGGUGUAUUGGAGCCUAUGUUUUUUUGCAGUUAUUGUAAAUCAUCUUAAAAAUCAAGUUGUCGAGGGCUACUGGACUAAAUCAUGGUUUUAUAUGUCGUGGACGCAUUUGUCUUUUUUAUUCUUAUUUUUACUCAAAGCAUUCGGUAGCACCAAAUGCAGUACAUCUUGUAGCAUGAUUGUAAGUACUGUAUGCACAUGGGGACAAAGUUUAGUUGAGCGGAGCCAAUUUAUUCUGUUACCUGCCGAGUGCCAUAACUACAGCGGAUGGCCAAAAACGAGCUGUAGCCUAAAGCACUUUUGUGGACACAGAGGUAGAACUGCAGACUCUGAGAGGAAGAGUGAGUCAGUAAUGGAAAAGUGCACAAGUGUAUCGAUUGUGGAAAUGCUGGAGGCCUUUAAGGCUGAUAUUGUUCAUGUAUUGAGAUGUAUAUGAUGUCAUAUAUUCAAUUAAUUCAAUGUUAUCAGUUGGAUUUU
Molecule: messenger RNA, 3050 nt
Organism: Morone saxatilis (striped sea-bass)
Lineage: Eukaryota; Metazoa; Chordata; Actinopteri; Moronidae
Gene: galnt17
Product: polypeptide N-acetylgalactosaminyltransferase 17
Exons: 11
Coding region: 100-1899 (599 amino acids)
Cellular component (GO): Golgi apparatus
Source: RefSeq, a predicted model, not a curated record